Messenger RNA from Fusarium oxysporum Fo47, 378 nucleotides. RefSeq names its product ankyrin repeat-containing domain protein. Gene Ontology annotation, cellular component: cytoplasm. Lineage: Eukaryota; Fungi; Ascomycota; Sordariomycetes; Hypocreales; Nectriaceae. Gene Ontology annotation, biological process: innate immune response. Gene Ontology annotation, molecular function: protein binding. The record is from RefSeq and is a predicted model, not a curated record. The transcript has a single exon. The coding region runs from base 1 to 378 and encodes 125 amino acids.
AUGUUGCGCCAAUGGCUGAGCUUUAUCAGCAAGCGUAAGGCUCAACUUGACAGCACAUCACUCGGUGCGCCUGCAGCUCUGAUAGAGGCCCCCAAAGGAGGCCAUGAAGCCGUGGUCGAAGUCUUGCUUGAAGAAGGCGCCACCAUCGAGACUAUGGAUGAUUCAGGGGAUACAGCACUGGUGCAUUUUGUGAGAUGUAAUCACGAAGCGGUAGUGGCGCUUCUUCUCCAGAUAGGGGCCAAUGCUGAGGCAGAAGAUAAACAUGGUGUGGCAUGCUUGAUGAUAGCCGUAAAGAACUGCAAAAAGGCUAUCAUGGAUCUACUCACACAGCACGGGGCCAAGAAAAGCUGGUCAUACUACCGUGCUCGUAUUUUUUAG